This is a messenger RNA of Anopheles coluzzii, 1038 nucleotides long. RefSeq names its product zinc finger protein 43-like. Gene Ontology annotation, biological process: regulation of transcription by RNA polymerase II. Gene Ontology annotation, molecular function: RNA polymerase II transcription regulatory region sequence-specific DNA binding; zinc ion binding; DNA-binding transcription factor activity, RNA polymerase II-specific. Gene Ontology annotation, cellular component: nucleus. NCBI's taxonomy places the organism in Eukaryota, Metazoa, Arthropoda, Insecta, Diptera, Culicidae. The record is from RefSeq and is a predicted model, not a curated record. The transcript has 4 exons. The coding region runs from base 1 to 1026 and encodes 341 amino acids.
AUGGAUUCCCGUACACACUCGCUUUCAACGGUCUGCCGAUUUUGUCUCUGCCGGGAUGAGGAUAAAUUGAUUCCUCUGUCGAUACUAACCGAUAAAUCACUUACCCUGCAGGAUAUGGAACUGUUCACCGGUAUUCAGAAUCUAAAUGAUCAUCCUUACCUCUAUAUGGUGUGCGAAGAGUGCGACAGUACGGUGAAUAAGUUUGUUGCCUUUCGUGCGCUCUGCGCUAAGACCGAUGAUUACUUCCGGAAGCUCGUUACGGAAGCACUUGCAGAAAAUUACGAAACGCAGGCUCCUCCUAACGAGACCGCCAUUGUGGGUGAAACGGAGGUACACCAUAAUCAGCUGGAAGAGAGUGAAACUGUAACAAACCUACGUGCUGCAGCCAAAGAAGGCAAGCAGACCGUGGCAGAGGAUGCGAGCAAGAAGCUUUGCGACAUAUGCGGUGCCUUUGUAGCGGAGUUGAACGGGCACCGGCGUGUCCACACGAAGGAAGCACCGUACGCCUGCGACUACUGUAGCAUUAGGAUGACACACAAGUCCAAUCUGCUGCGGCACAUCGACUCGGUACACCUGAAGCGCAUCAUCAAGCGCUGCGAGCAGUGCGACAAGGGGUUCACCAGCUACUUUUCCUACGGUUCACACAUGCGCUCUCAUCAUUCGACGGAGAAGAAGUACGAGUGUAAAACGUGCUGCAAAAAGUUCAACCACCACAGCAGCCUGUGGCUCCACAACAUACGCACCCACCAGGACGAAAGAAAGUACAAAUGCACGACCUGCGGCCUGCCCUGGAAGACGAAAGAGUCGCUAAGGACGCAUGAACGAUCGCACUCGUCGGAGCAACCGUACGCGUGCCAGCAUUGCCCGAAGCGUUUCAAAACCCGGUACGGCUGGAAGUCGCACGAGCUGACGCACACCGGCAUCGUGUUCAGCUGCCAGCUCUGCGACAAAACCUUCCGCUACAAAACCCUCAUCAAUGCGCACAUCCGCAAGGCGCACCCGGAGGCAACGGCGACGAGCAGCUAAAGGAUGUAAGUG